AUGGACAUGAUCCUUAGACUUGAUCGUAACAACUUUGCCAGAGAUGAAAUGUUGGAAGUGUGCAGAGCAAAGUUUGCUUUGAAUCCAGCUGAAUUAGAAAAAAUUGAUACUUUUGAGCAAACGUAUAUUAGCAAAGAUGCCGCUAGGUGGUACACAAAAGACUGCUUUCUCUACCGUUUACUGAACGAAUCAUUACAGAUCGGUAGUAUUGAUCUUAUGGUGAAACUCCGCUAUUUCAUUCACGAUCUUCACAAUCAAUUAGCGGAACUGCAAUUAGAUUUUUUCCGUUCAUUACCUGUACAUAAUCCCAUAUUGACACUUUAUCGAGGUUUAACGAUGACCCUGCCUGAAUUAAAUAAAUUUCAACAAAAUGAGACCCACUUGGUCUCGACCAAUUCGUUUUUGUCGACGACGCGAGAUUUUGCUGCUGCAUUGUUCUUUUCCGGUGAGGGCAAAGUCGAAGAUCCUCAAGUAUCUGUUGUUUACGAAAUAUUCGUCGAUACCAGCAUCAGUCAUUCGGUUCCUUUCGCCUCUGUCGAAUAUCAAAGCAUAUUCAAGGACGAAGACGAAGUACUGUUCUCUAUGGCGGCUAUGUUUCGCAUUGGACGAACUAAAGAAAUAGGUGAACGUCUAUGGAAGAUUAAAUUAACACUUACUCCACCAAACGAAGAACAAUGGAACAUUUUAACCCAGCACCUUAAAAAGUAG
This is a messenger RNA of Didymodactylos carnosus, 708 nucleotides long. The record is from the annotation of a GenBank genome assembly. NCBI's taxonomy places the organism in Eukaryota, Metazoa, Rotifera, Eurotatoria, Philodinida, Philodinidae.